CAGUGUAGCCCCAUCAGUGCCACCUAUCACUGCCAGUCAGUGCCACCUAUCAAUGCCAGUCAGUGCCACCUAUCAGUGGUGUCAAUCAGUGCCACCUAUCAAUGCCAGUCAGUGCUGCCUAUCAGUGCCUGUCAGUGCUGCCUAUUAGUGCCGCCUAACAGUGCCAGUCAUUGCUGCCUAUCAGUGCCAUAUAUUAGUGCUGUGGUUCAGUGCCCAUCAGUGAUGCCUGUCAAUGUCCAUCAGUGCCACCUACCAGUGCCUCUUCAUCAGUGCCGCCUAUCAGUGCCCAUCAGUGCAGCCUAUCAGUGCCUAUCACUGCAGCCUCAUUAGCGCACAUCAGUGAAGGAGAAAAAUCACUUAUUUACAAAAUUUUAUAACAGAAACUAA
Staurois parvus is the source of this 387-nucleotide messenger RNA. Lineage: Eukaryota; Metazoa; Chordata; Amphibia; Anura; Ranidae. The record is from the annotation of a GenBank genome assembly.